GCGCCUUUUGGGAGACAACAGUUAAAAUAAAACAGCUUUUAUUGCUGAAUCGGCUCCUUCUGUCACGUUGCACCAGGUGAUCACGGCGGGUUGGUUGGUUUGUUUGUAAUGUAAAGAAGUUGUUUCAGGGCGGUGGGGGACGCCGCAGGUUCUCUCCGAGCGCCCCGUGGGGAGCGGCUCCCAGUCCCGGGCAGCCGCAGGGAUUUCCUCCGGCGAACCGUGCCGGGGGGGCCGGGCUCACAUGACGGGGCGGGCCGGGCCGGGCUCCCGUAGCCCCGCAUUGCUCCGCCGGCUCCCGGGCUGUGCCCCGCCUCGCUCCUGCCCUGUCAUCCCUUCCCUUCCCCGCAGCGGGUGUCUGUCUGUCCGCCCCCCGCCUGGCUCUCCCUCCCUCGCUGCCGGGACCGCCGCCGUGUCCUUGUCCCCGUCCGCCGGCAUGCCGGGGCCUCUGCCCCCCACCCAGCUGUACGCCUCGGAGCGGGUGGUGGUGCUGGUGUCCUGCGUGCUUUCCUUCCUGGGUUCCAGCCUCCUGGUUUGCACCCAUGCCCUGUGGCCGGAGCUGCGGACUCGUCCCCGCCAGCUCCUGCUCUACCUGUCGCUGGCGGAUCUCCUCUCGGCCCUCUCUUACUUCUACGGGGUGCUGCAGGACUUCGACAGGACCUCGUGGGACUGCGUGCUGCAAGGCGCCCUGUCCACCUUCUCCAACACCAGCUCCUUCUUCUGGACCAUGGCCAUUGCCCUCUACCUCUACAUCACCAUUGUGAGGGGCUCGCCCACGGGCACGGGCUUGCUCUGCUGCUUCCACGCCGUGAGCUGGGGGGUCCCCCUUGGCAUUACGGUGGCGGCGGUGGCUCUGAGGAAGAUCGGCUACGACGCCUCCAACGUUUCCGUGGGCUGGUGUUGGGUCAACCUGGAUGCAGAGGAUCGGGUCUUGUGGAUGUUGUUAGCAGGGAAGGUUUGGGAGAUACUGGCCUAUGUGACUCUGCCAGUGCUCUACAUUCUCAUCAAGAAGCACAUUAAUAGAGCGCAUGCAGAUCUCUCCGAGUAUCGCCCCAUCCUCUCAAGAGCACCUGCAUUGCAGCCCCGGACUUCGGUAGCAGAUAAGAAGUUGAUCCUCAUCCCAAUCAUCUUCAUCAUCCUCCGCAUCUGGAGCACCGUGCGAUUCGUUCUGACCCUCUGUAACUCCCCUGCAGUGCAAAACUCAGUCCUGGUUGUCCUGCAUGGAAUCGGUAACACGUUCCAAGGAGGUGCCAACUGCAUUAUGUUCGUCCUCUGUACGCGGGUGGUCCGGACUCGGCUGUUUUCCUCCAUUUGCUGUUGCUGCUACGAUGAGCUGGAUUGGCCUUUGCAAAGAUCAAACAGCUCCUGGCAGCGCCCAGAACCCCACAAAGACAAGGAUGUGCCAGGUCCCGAACGGACGAAACCCCUGCUUUCCAGCACCUGAGCUGGGCUGUCGCAUCUCGGUGUGGAUUUCGUUCUCGCAGGUCCGGGAUCAUCCCAGAGGGACUCAGCCUGGGGAGAAGCACCACUGGAGUGGCUGAGCCAACAGAAGAGGUGCAUGCAGAUACCAGCUGCUUUGGUCUUGAACUUUGCUCAGGAUCCUCUGGAAGACACUGUUUGGCUGUACUCCGACAUUCUGGUCUUCCCUCCUUCCCCUCUCCCUCCACUCUACAUCUUAAUUGUUUGGGGUGUUGCUUUUCUGUCUGACAAGGCCAAAUGUGUUGUGAGUUCUGGGAUGAUCAAAUAUCACGGUGACGGAAAACUUUAGUAGCUGCUGAAUAGGACUGUCCUGGGCAUGGAUUUCAGUCCUGGUGCGUGAGGCCUUCCAGGGAGCUCCAGACCGGCUCCUGUUCUUCACUUGAAUGUGGACUAUGGUGUCCAAACAUGCUGCUUUUGUGGUGGUGACGGAGGGUUCCUCUUGAUGGUUUAUUCCUCCUCCUUGGUGGUCAGGGGUCGUCAUCAUCAGGGUUUGUGGUGCAGCAUGUUUGUUGCCUCCUGGGGAAAUCUCAACUCUGCAGACUUCGAUGGUGCUCGGGGUCCCGGGAUGUGCCACCCGGCGUCCCGCAAGGACAUCCCACCCCAGCAGCAGGAGGUGCCUGCACGUGUCUGAACGCCACAAGUCCUCUGCUCAAGCACAGGCUGCACUCGGUUCUUGCUUUGGGCACGUUGUAUUGGAGCUGGGGAAGGGGUGGUUUUUUGUUUGCUCUUUGGAGGUUGUGUGUUACCUUAUUUAUAGCUCCUUAUUUGCUUGGUUUUUAGACAUUUUCUCCAACUUUUACAAAAUAAAGUUUUAUUCUUUACCAA
Molecule: messenger RNA, 2301 nt
Organism: Columba livia (rock pigeon)
Lineage: Eukaryota; Metazoa; Chordata; Aves; Columbiformes; Columbidae
Gene: GPR157
Product: G protein-coupled receptor 157
Exons: 5
Coding region: 242-1441 (399 amino acids)
Biological process (GO): adenylate cyclase-activating G protein-coupled receptor signaling pathway; cell surface receptor signaling pathway
Cellular component (GO): plasma membrane
Molecular function (GO): G protein-coupled receptor activity
Source: RefSeq, a predicted model, not a curated record